Linum trigynum is the source of this 222-nucleotide messenger RNA. NCBI's taxonomy places the organism in Eukaryota, Viridiplantae, Streptophyta, Magnoliopsida, Malpighiales, Linaceae. The record is from the annotation of a GenBank genome assembly.
AUGCAUGACCUGCCUUCCUCUGGAUUUCUCCCAUAUCGAAACAUGCAAGACCCGCGCACGACGACGACGGUGAUGAUGGAGGCAGGGAGCUCUCUGGGUCCCCUACGCGUGACGGAGACGAAGCUCUUCGGCUUCCCUGCGCGCGACGACGACGAAGAAGGCAAAGAACUCUCCAGGGAGGAGAAAAGGCAGAGGAAAGAUCAAGAAGGAAUGGGAGUAUGA